AUGUCUAGUCGUUUUUUUCAGAAAUACUUUCUGCGCUGCGGUCACUGCCAUUCUAUUCAGCGGCACGCAAAAGGCUACAAGCCCAUUCCCAAUCCUAUUCUUUUCGAUUCGGAUGCGCACUGCCGUAGUUAUCACCGUGAACAGCAGGAGUGUGCUAACAUGUCUGGUAUUUUAGUGACUUGUAGAUGCAAUAAGUGUGAACGUAUUCAUUCAUCUUGGAAGGUGAUGGACUUUCAAGAGUUUCUUGAUGCAAAACAUGCUAUGAGUGCAGAGGAGCGGAAGAAGUUUCUGUGGCCAAAAGUGGAAAAUAGUUCUAACACAAUUUCGUCAACAGCCAAAGAGGUCUUGUAG
This is a messenger RNA of Trypanosoma theileri, 351 nucleotides long. RefSeq lists its product as uncharacterized. The record is from RefSeq and is a predicted model, not a curated record. Bases 1 to 351 code for a protein of 116 amino acids. Lineage: Eukaryota; Euglenozoa; Kinetoplastea; Trypanosomatida; Trypanosomatidae. The transcript has a single exon.